AUGAGGGAAAUGCAUGCGGCCAGGAAUAUAUCGUCGAUAUCCGUGCCUCCGGCGGUCGAGGCGACCGUCUCUACCGAAGGGCAUGUGUCGCUCGGGCUGUCAUACUUCCUCACGGUGUUCUCUACUCUGAUGGUAAUUCUACGGUUUUGGUCACGGAAAUUAAGCCGCUUUGGUAUUGGCUUGGACGACUGGCUUGCUCUGGCUACGCUUGUCUUGUUAUACUUUGUCCUGGCACUCAGCGUGGUGUUAGUCUACGAAGGUGGUGUAGGAAAACCCAUGUCUCAGGCUGUGAGAGAGCAGCCAAUGGCUCCCGUCACAUCCUUAAAGCUUUUAUAUGCGCUUGAGUGGGCGUACCUUUUCGCGUCUCCGAUAAUGAAGCUAUCGGUGCUUUCGUAUUACUGGAGAAUAUUUCCGACAAAAACCAUGAAGAAGUACAUCUGGAUAUUAACAGCUGUAUGUGGGAUCUGGUUCAUCGGCGUCCUGAUCGGCAAUCUGGUCGAGUGCCAGCCGAUCUCUUUCUUCUGGAACAAGUUGUCAGCACCUGGCACUGGUGUCUGCCAUUUCAGAGUCGAGGUUUACUUGAUUAUCGUUGCAGCACCGAAUAUCAUCAUCGACACAUUGACUGUGAUCCUUCCAGUGUACGAAGUUUGGCACCUUCAGCUGGAGCGAUGGAAAAGAAUCGCAGUCUCGGGUAUCUUUGUGGUUGGAGGAAUGGUUGUCAUCGCGAGUAUCGUUCGCUUGAUACUACUGGUUGCUUUUUACUUCAAGCAUAGUGUCGACCUGACCAACAAUUUAUUGCUACCUUGGUUUGUGACGGUUGCGGAGAUCGGUGUGGGCAUCGUCGGCGCAUGCCUGCCAUGCCUUAUGCCCCUUUACCGUCGGUUCUGGCAUGAUGCAUCAGGAAGCAAGCGUUCUGGCUACGGGGCCCAGUCGUCUCUGAGGUCUCACGUUCAUGGACGGACUACCAUCAUCGCCGGCCAUUCUGGUGGCAAGACAUCUGUCGCUGGACCAGAUACUGCCGGACAUCCAUUCGAGAGACUGUCUACGCGGGGUAACACACCCGAAGAUGAUGUUCAAGUUCCCUUGCACGGUAUACACAUCCGACACGAAGUAACCAUUCAACGCUCGACGAUGACUUGGUACGAUGAGGGCAAAAUGUGA
Diaporthe citri is the source of this 1161-nucleotide messenger RNA. RefSeq lists its product as uncharacterized. The record is from RefSeq and is a predicted model, not a curated record. NCBI's taxonomy places the organism in Eukaryota, Fungi, Ascomycota, Sordariomycetes, Diaporthales, Diaporthaceae. The coding region runs from base 1 to 1161 and encodes 386 amino acids. The transcript has 4 exons.